GCACGAGGGCGCUGUUUUGCAACCCAACUUUCAAAACAGAAUGGCGGACGAAAUCCAAGAUAUCGAAGACGAGAUUGAUGUCGAGGGAUUCGACGAAAAAGAAGGGUCAAGCACCCUUCUGCCCGACGACCCCGCACUGCCACCCAAGAAAUAUAAAAAUGAAACAAGCAUCAGAUCUCGGAUUUGGAAAGAGUUUGGUGUUCCUGUUUGUGAUUGGUCAGUUGAUGACAUGGAUCCUGAGAGUCGACUCACCAUUGAGAAAAUGCUGCACGAAGAGCGUCGAUAUCUCAGAACCAGUAAUGGACCUGUCACAAGAAGACCAAAGAAGAAACCCUCCCCGUAUUUACGAUGGACUCCCCAAGAGAGACAACAGUUCGAGCAGGGAUUUAUGAGCUACGGCAAUCGAUGGACACAGAUAGCCAGACUGAUCCCCACAAGGAGUCCCCUGCAGGUCAAGAAUUACGCCAGAUACUACUUCCCAGCAAAGUUACAGUCGGCAUCUGACGAAAGUCUUGAUGACGACACCGACCAAGACGGGGUAAACCAAGAUGUCUUCCAUCCGCACCUCCCCGAGUCUCUGAACACAGGGUCGCCGACCAUCGCGACCAGGCCGGUUGCUCCGACGGCGCGGGGCAUUGCCACUCCUUCCAAACGCCGGCACUUUCAGAAGUUCGGCUUUGCCAAUCUCAGCCCGUCCCGCGUACUGAAAUCGCGCUCCGGGAAAGACGCGCUGGCCUCCAUGAAGAGGAUUGCCGAUGGGAGGUCGGCGAAGAAAUUAACGACAACACUAGAGGGCGGUGCAGCAAGACCCACACGCAAGAUGCGGAGAGGUGACCGAGGCAGAGCUCGCCGAGCAGGAGUCAAAACAAAAGAUGAGAGAGUGUCGGGAUUGGUGGGGUAUCAACGAGAUGGGUCCAGGGAUGCGGCAGGAGGCAGCAGUGUGGACCUCUUUGAGCAAGGAGGAGGGGUGGUACGGAUGAGACCAGAGAGUUCUGAGGAUGAAGACGUGGAUGUUGAAGAGGAUGUGGUGGGAGACGGAGACAAUCAUCAGGAGAACUUGUUAAUGGGUCUUGCCGACGCCUGCGAUCGCAUAUACAACAAUCUCAUCACGCCCUCCGGCAAUUAUGCCCCGCCCACUGCCACCAACCCUGACAAGAGAGCGAGACGCACUGGCGCGAGGCCAAAAUCAAAGGUCGGUCCUGACAUCCCCGGCAGGUCAAAGGUCAGGGGUCACAAGGUCAUCAUGGAAUCCCUCAGCAUCCCAGAGCUGCCCUGGAACGCAGACCACACCUACAGCAUGUCGCUCAGGACCCUUCACAAGCUGGGCAUUCUGAGAGGGGUUUUUAAACCCGCGCAGGACCGCGCCGAAAGGGGCUCAGGAUCGCAAGGCAGAAGAGACACGGCACAGUGCUUUAACGUUGUCUCGGAGAGCAAAGUGGUGGCAUUAAGGAGAGGCGAUACGGAGGAUUUUAUCGGGGAUGAGGAAGCAUUCUCACCAAAAUCAGAGCGAGGAGAUUCCAUAGAUGAUCUUCCUCGAGACGGGGAAAUGUCGUUAGAAUUCAAAACAGAGCCUGAGGAGGAUGACAGCGAUGUGGUUUGGAAUAUUGAGCCGACCGAGUGUCACGUGAAGGACGAACCCUGUCACGUGGAUGACGCUACGUGUCACGUGAAGGACGAACCGCGUCACACGGAAGACGAAUCAUGUCACGUGGCCGAUGAACCUUGUCACGUGACGGAUGAACCUUGUCACGUGAGUGACACUAUGUGUCACGUGAAGGACGAACCGUGUCACAUGAAGGAUGAACUGUGUCACAUGACGGACAAGCUAUGUCGUGUGGUGGAUGAACGGUGUCACGUGAAGGACGACCCAUGUCUCGUAAAGGACAGAUUGUGUCACACGAGCGAGGAAAUUUGUCACGUGAAGGAGGAACCGUGUGACGAAGCUUGCAGCUCGAGUGACUUCGAUCAGGACGAUACAUACCUGCUGGUGGAUAUGUGUCAGCCCGUUGAACCCUUCCCAUCAAAGGGUCCAGACACUGAAACACCCCUAUUUGAAAAUCCAGAGGUCCAGCCCGCAGAUUCACCAGUGCAUCAUCCCGGCACAGGAUCCUACCAAGAGCAGGAGCUGGAGGGGUUCGUGACCUCUGAGGAGAGUACAAGUGCCCCUCGGCUGGUAACUGCACCAGCACCCCUUGAAAAAAAUACAGGGAGCCCAGAGACAGAGGUGGGGAGUGACUGUGAAACUGGUGGGUCGAACCAAGAGGAUGAAAAUAGGGGUGACAUGACAUCUAAUGCCAUGGAGGGGGAAGCAGACAGCAACAGUGGAGGAGACAAUGAGCAAACAGCUGGGCUAUUGGGAGAGUACCUUCUCGACCUUGAGGAAAUCGAGGACUGGGAGAAGAAAGCCCUGCCCGAGUUCUUCAAGGGUCGACCCACCAAGACCCCGGAACGCUACCUCAAGAUCAGAAACUACAUUCACCAACAAUGGUUACAAAUCAAGCCGAAAUAUUUGAACAAAGCCGCGGUCCGCCAGGGGCUCAAAAGCUGUGGGGAUGUGAACUGCAUCGGACGGAUCCAUCACAGCCUGGAGAAAGCUGGCGCCAUCAACUACGGAGUGGCCAACCCCCACCGGUCGAUCAUUGACUGUCGAGUCAACGCUCUGCGUCAACGCAUGGCCACCAAGACUAGCGACCAGAGGGCUUCCAGAGAAUCCAAGAGACCACGUAAGAAAAAGAAUUUGCAUCCAGAGUCUGAAAUCAGCCAGAAAUCAGACGAGAAGCUGCCUCAAAGGAAGAGCGUCAGGUCCGGACCCCGGAAGACCAAAGCUGUUCCAUAUGAUCCCUUUAAGCUGAUUGAAUGCUGCAGGUUUACUGAAGAGAAAGAGGCUCCAUUCCAUGUCAGGAUCCAGUCUGAUGCUAUGAUCAUUAUGGAUGUGCACUCUCACAUGUCAUCCACUGAGGUGAUCGGUCUGCUAGGAGGCAAGUUUUGCAAGGAAGACAACAUGUUGGAUGUACUGCUUGCCGUUCCUUGUAACAGCAUCAGUACGGGCAUGCAGUGUGAGAUGGAUCCAGUGUCCCAGACGGAGGCCUAUGAGUCCAUCCUAGCCAAGGAUUACCAGGUUGUUGGCUGGUAUCACAGCCACCCAGCCUUCGCUGCCAACCCGUCCGUCCGAGACAUAGAGACGCAGUCAGGAUUUCAGGGUUGGUUCAGCCAGGGUGGAGCCCCGUUCAUCGGAAUCAUCGUCAGUCCGUGUCACAACUACCAAAUCUCGCAGUCCAAAGUCUGCUGCCUGACCAUCAGCGCGGAGUGGUCCUCCGAACUCAAAUGCAGAAAACCGUAUCAGUUUGACUUCACAGUGUCGCAUAGCCACUGCGACAACGCACACACAAUGGACACCAUUUCUAGCGUAGUGACCAAGUUUUCCGUCUACAAGCACCGUUCUGAGAUGCUGUACUUGUGGUCCAGGCAUUAUGACAUCUCCUUCCUUGAAAAGAUGUUACUGUCCAUCAAGACCUAUAUCUGCCCCAGUCAACAAGGUGAUCUGCUGAUGCAGAUCAAAGAUCUCAUCACUGCGGAGUUCACAGCCAAAACCGUCCUCACGAUCACAGAUGAAGACGACAAUUAAAGUAAGACCAGUAUCAGUUGCCAUAACCACGUGGACUGCCUUAAAAUUCAGAACAUAUCUAGAUAUAUUAUACAAGUUGUAUAUGUUUUAUUGCAUCUCGUACAUCAUAUCGUCAUCGUUUUCACAAACUG
Molecule: messenger RNA, 3756 nt
Organism: Patiria miniata (bat star)
Lineage: Eukaryota; Metazoa; Echinodermata; Asteroidea; Valvatida; Asterinidae
Gene: mysm1
Product: histone H2A deubiquitinase MYSM1-like
Exons: 20
Coding region: 41-3625 (1194 amino acids)
Biological process (GO): double-strand break repair
Cellular component (GO): BRISC complex; BRCA1-A complex
Molecular function (GO): metallopeptidase activity; polyubiquitin modification-dependent protein binding
Source: RefSeq, a predicted model, not a curated record